AUGGCAGCUUCAUCGGCGAGUCUUCUCUCUACGAAGCCAUCCAUUUCACAGGCCAGUCUCUCAUGGAGGCGCCAGCUUCCUCCCGUCUUCGCCACCAUCUCUCUUCCCAGCCGCCGCCGGGGAGGAGGAAAGCUCGUCGUUUAUGCCAUGGACGCCAAACCCACCGUUUUGGUCGCCGAGAAGCUCGGGGAAGCUGGAGUCAAUCUGUUGAAGGAUUUCGCCAACGUGGAUUGCUCCUACAAUCUGACCCCCGAAGAGCUCUGCACCAAGAUCUCGCUCUGCGAUGCCUUGAUUGUUCGGAGCGGGACGAAGGUGACCCGGGAGGUUUUCGAGUCCUCCGGUGGGCGGCUUAAGGUGGUCGGACGCGCGGGAGUUGGUAUUGACAACGUGGAUCUGGCCGCCGCCACGGAACAUGGAUGCCUUGUUGUGAAUGCGCCGACGGCUAAUACUGUUGCUGCCGCUGAGCAUGGUAUCGCUCUGCUCGCUGCCAUGGCUCGGAAUGUUGCCCAAGCUGAUGCCUCUGUUAAAGCUGGAAAGUGGCAGAGGAACAAGUAUGUUGGUGUAUCACUUGUGGGCAAGACACUUGCUGUCAUGGGAUUUGGAAAGGUCGGGUCAGAAGUUGCUAGACGGGCAAAAGGACUUGGUAUGCAUGUUAUUGCACACGAUCCUUAUGCACCAGCUGACCGUGCUCGUGCUAUUGGAGUGGAACUGGUUAGCUUUGACGAAGCCAUUGCAACGGCUGAUUUCAUCUCACUGCACAUGCCCCUUACACCUUCCACAAAUAAGAUCCUUAACGAUGAAAACUUUGCAAAGAUGAAGAAAGGGGUGAGAAUUGUGAAUGUAGCCCGUGGAGGAGUAAUUGAUGAAGAUGCUCUUGUAAAGGCACUGGAUGCUGGCAUAGUGGCUCAGGCAGCACUUGAUGUUUUCACCGAAGAGCCACCUGCAAAGGACAGCAAGUUGGUUCAACAUGAGAAUGUCACCGUGACUCCACAUCUUGGUGCGAGUACAAUGGAAGCUCAGGAAGGAGUUGCCAUUGAAAUUGCGGAAGCCGUUGUUGGAGCAUUGAAAGGGGAGCUUGCUGCUACUGCCGUGAAUGCGCCCAUGGUUCCUGCUGAGGUUCUAUCCGAGCUGAAGCCAUUUGUUGACCUUGCUGAAAAACUUGGAAGACUUGCUGUUCAGUUAGUCACUGGAGGAAGUGGUGUAAAAACUGUGAAAGUCUCUUAUGCAUCAGCUAGAGCACCCGAUGAUCUCGACACUAGACUCCUUCGUGCUAUGAUUACCAAGGGUAUUAUCGAGCCCAUCUCUAGUGUUUUCGUGAACCUGGUGAAUGCAGAUUUCACUGCUAAACAAAGAGGACUCCGUAUAACCGAAGAAAGAAUCCUGUUGGAUGGUUCUCCUGAGAGCCCCCUUGAGUUUAUCCAGGUUCAAAUCGCAAAUGUGGAAUCAAAAUUCGCUAGUGCGAUUUCAGAAACUGGGGAAAUUAAAGUGGAAGGACGUGUUAAAGAUGGAAUUCCUCACUUGACUAAGGUUGGAUCAUUUGAAGUAGAUGUGAGCUUGGAAGGAAGCAUCAUCCUCUGUAGGCAGGUGGAUCAACCAGGAAUGAUCGGAAAGGUUGGCAGCAUUUUGGGUGAGGAGAAUGUGAAUGUGAGCUUUAUGAGUGUCGGAAGAGUUGCUCCAAGGAAGCACGCUGUCAUGGCUAUUGGAGUUGAUGAGCAACCUAGCAAACAAACAUUGAAGAGAAUUGGAGAAAUACCAGCUGUUGAGGAGUUUGUUUACCUGAAGUUAUAG
Molecule: messenger RNA, 1788 nt
Organism: Oldenlandia corymbosa var. corymbosa
Lineage: Eukaryota; Viridiplantae; Streptophyta; Magnoliopsida; Gentianales; Rubiaceae
Source: the annotation of a GenBank genome assembly